This is a messenger RNA of Brassica napus (rape), 918 nucleotides long. Its product is annotated as two-component response regulator 24. The transcript is spliced from 2 exons. The record is from RefSeq and is a predicted model, not a curated record. Lineage: Eukaryota; Viridiplantae; Streptophyta; Magnoliopsida; Brassicales; Brassicaceae. Gene Ontology annotation, biological process: phosphorelay signal transduction system. Bases 393 to 797 code for a protein of 134 amino acids.
AAAAGUUGAACAUAUGACGUGAUAUUUCUUGCUAAAUGUAUGUAUAAGUAUUUUUUAUAGUUUGUAAUCAUGAUAUCAUAUAAUGAUUAUUUGCUAUUCAUGUAUGUUGCUCACAUGGUGUUUUGGCUAAUUAGAAUCUCAAGAGAUCAAUCUAAACCCUACAAGUUAAAGGAUCUUGAAAAAAUGUAAAAUCAUGUAAAGUACCCAAAAUGGAAAAAGUAGAAAGAUCACUAGAUCUCCUCCGAAUCCAAAAACACAAUCCAGCUGAUUUUUUUCACAAUUUCUUUCUCCUUUAAAUAUUCAACAAAUAUAUUUUUGAGUUUCACAAAAUAUUUUCUUAUAAGAGUUCUGUAAUAUUUUGUUGCUCACAAGAAAGAAAGAUAAGGAGAGAGAUGGCUGACGAAGUUCCAAGCUUGGCAGAGUCGAAGUUAACAGCUUUGGUCGUCGAUGACAACUUUGUAAACCAAACCAUGCAUCACAAACUGCUGGACCGUCUAGGUAUUCAAAACGACGUCGUUUGCAACGGCCAAGAAGCUGUGGACGUUCAUUGUUCCGGGAGAAACUAUGAUCUUAUUCUUAUGGACAUGGAGAUGCCCAUCUUGAACGGUAUUCAGGCGACAAAGAGACUAAGAGAGAUGGGGAUAGAGAGCAAGAUAGCAGGAGUAACCACUAGAGCUAACGAAGGAGACAAGAAAGAGUUUAUGGAAGCUGGUCUUAAUGACUUUCAAGAGAAACCUCUCACAAUCUCCAAACUUUUGUCCAUUCUCCACAGACUUGACUUUUAUGUCCAAACGUAAUUAUUCUACAUUAUUCGUUAGGGAUUUUUGAUAAUCUUCACAUGUUUUCUAUAACAUACUUAUAGUUUGUAAUAUUCAUACUUCAGAAUAGUAAGCACCAAUACCAAUUUCGAUAAAAGUU